Molecule: messenger RNA, 1586 nt
Organism: Nycticebus coucang (slow loris)
Lineage: Eukaryota; Metazoa; Chordata; Mammalia; Primates; Lorisidae
Gene: PORCN
Product: porcupine O-acyltransferase
Exons: 14
Coding region: 182-1552 (456 amino acids)
Biological process (GO): Wnt protein secretion; protein palmitoylation; lipid modification
Cellular component (GO): membrane; endoplasmic reticulum
Molecular function (GO): Wnt-protein binding; palmitoleoyltransferase activity
Source: RefSeq, a predicted model, not a curated record
AGGGCCCGCUCUCGCCGCGCCGCCCUGGGAGCCGCUGCAGGUCCCGGCCUUGCGGCCUGCGGGGGAGGCUGCCAGGAGGAGGCGGCGACGGUGGCGGCGGCAGCGCGUCCCCGGUCCCCGGGACCACGUCUUCCUUCCAGCCAGAUCUAUCCAUCUGUCUAACCAUCCGUGGGGGUCCACAAUGGCCACCUUCAGCCGCCAGGAAUUUUUCCAGCAGCUACUGCAGGGCUGUCUUCUACCUACUGCCCAGCAGGGCCUUGACCAGAUUUGGCUGCUCCUUGCCAUCUGCCUCGCCUGCCGCCUCCUCUGGAGGCUCGGGUUACCAUCCUACCUGAAGCAUGCAAGCACCGUGGCAGGCGGGUUCUUCAGCCUCUACCACUUCUUCCAGCUGCACAUGGUUUGGGUCGUGCUGCUCAGCCUCCUGUGCUACCUCGUGCUGUUCCUGUGCCGACAUUCCUCCCACCGCGGCGUCUUCCUCUCCGUCACCAUCCUCAUCUACCUACUCAUGGGUGAGAUGCAUAUGGUGGACACUGUGACAUGGCACAAGAUGCGAGGGGCCCAGAUGAUCGUGGCCAUGAAGGCGGUGUCUCUGGGAUUUGAUCUGGACCGGGGCGAGGUGGGUGCAGUGCCCUCACCAGUGGAGUUCAUGGGCUACCUCUACUUCGUGGGCACCAUCGUCUUUGGACCCUGGAUAUCCUUCCACAGCUACCUACAGGCUGUCCAUGGCCGCCCACUGAGCCGCCGAUGGCUGCAGAAGGUGGCCCGGAGCCUGGUGCUGGCCCUGCUGUGCCUUGUGCUGUCCACUUGUGUGGGCCCCUACCUCUUUCCAUACUUCAUCCCCCUUGAUGGUGACCGCCUCCUUCGCAACAAGAAACGCAAAGCCAGGUGGCUGCGGGCCUAUGAGAGUGCUGUGUCCUUCCACUUCAGCAACUAUUUUGUGGGCUUUCUGUCUGAGGCCACGGCCACAUUGGCGGGAGCCGGCUUUACGGAGGAAAAGGAUCACCUGAAAUGGGACCUGACAGUGUCCAAGCCACUGAAUGUGGAGCUACCCCGGUCAAUGGUGGAAGUUGUCACAAGCUGGAACCUGCCCAUGUCCUAUUGGCUAAAUAACUAUGUUUUCAAGAAUGCACUCCGCCUGGGGACCUUCUCAGCUGUGCUGGUCACCUAUGCAGCCAGCGCCCUCCUGCACGGCUUCAGCUUCCAUCUGGCUGCUGUACUACUCUCCCUGGCGUUUAUCACUUAUGUGGAGCAUGUCCUCCGGAAGCGCCUGGCUCGGAUCCUCAGUGCCUGCGUCUUGUCAAAGCGGUGCCCGCCAGACUGUUCACACCGGCAUCGCUUGGGCCUGGGGGUGCGAACCUUAAACUUGCUCUUUGGGGCCCUAGCCAUCUUCCACCUGGCCUACCUGGGCUCCCUGUUUGAUGUCGAUGUGGAUGACACCACAGAGGAGCAGGGCUACGGCAUGGCAUACACUGUCCACAAGUGGUCAGAGCUCAGCUGGGCCAGUCACUGGGUCACUUUUGGAUGCUGGAUCUUCUACCGCCUCAUAGGCUGAGGCACAUCUGUGGACCUUCACAGCUCCCUCAAGA